Coturnix japonica (Japanese quail) is the source of this 550-nucleotide messenger RNA. It is a transcript of the gene RPL39, whose product is annotated as ribosomal protein L39. Gene Ontology annotation, cellular component: ribosome; cytosolic large ribosomal subunit. The record is from RefSeq and is a predicted model, not a curated record. Gene Ontology annotation, molecular function: structural constituent of ribosome. NCBI's taxonomy places the organism in Eukaryota, Metazoa, Chordata, Aves, Galliformes, Phasianidae. Gene Ontology annotation, biological process: translation.
GUGCUCAUGCUCCGCCGCGCCGCUGGGGGGCGCUGUGCUCAUGCGCCGCCGCCCCGCCCUCAUCCCGCCCCUUCCGCCUCUUCCGCAGCCGCCAUCGCCGGGACGCCGGGCCGCGCAGCGCUAUGUCGUCUCACAAGACUUUCAAGAUCAAACGCUUCCUCGCCAAGAAGCAGAAGCAAAAUCGCCCCAUUCCGCAAUGGAUUCGCAUGAAAACGGGCAAUAAGAUCAGGUACAACUCCAAAAGGAGGCACUGGAGAAGGACCAAACUGGGCUUGUAACACAGACUGUCUCCCAGGAGCUCUAAUAACGCUGGUCUUUCUGCGUCAGAUCGAUAGACCCCAAAUGCUGAUAACAGCCCUCAAGACAUUCCUCCUGUAGGACCGCACUGCGGUGCUAUGGGCCAGGCCAGGCUCAUGAUAUCAACAGGAACAAUCUUAAAGCGUUUGGCAUCUGAAACAUGAAGACUGUGUUCUAUUAGCGUUCUUUUUCUUUCAGGAAUCAUAAGUAUUAACAGUGUACGGGCUUGUUAAUAAAUAUGGACCUGAAUGAA